This is a messenger RNA of Syngnathus acus (greater pipefish), 3662 nucleotides long. RefSeq names its product NCK adaptor protein 1b (gene nck1b). The coding region runs from base 146 to 1318 and encodes 390 amino acids. Gene Ontology annotation, molecular function: ephrin receptor binding. Gene Ontology annotation, biological process: positive regulation of translation in response to endoplasmic reticulum stress; positive regulation of endoplasmic reticulum stress-induced intrinsic apoptotic signaling pathway; negative regulation of PERK-mediated unfolded protein response. The transcript is spliced from 5 exons. Lineage: Eukaryota; Metazoa; Chordata; Actinopteri; Syngnathiformes; Syngnathidae. The record is from RefSeq and is a predicted model, not a curated record.
CGGCUAACGUAGCCCCUUGACGUGGAGAAUCUUUAACUUGGCCGCUCUCCGACGACGUCUCCGGGCCGGUUUGGGGAGCACUGCAUUGGGAGGGAGAGACAAAAAAAGGUGGCUGUCGGCGAGAAGAAGUUCCCCUUCGCACAAGAUGACGGAAGAGGUGAUUGUCAUCGCCAAGUUUGAUUACAUGGCCCAGCAGGACCAGGAGCUGGACAUCAAGAAAAACGAGCGUCUCUGGCUCCUCGACGACUCCAAGUCCUGGUGGAGGGUCCGCAACGCCACCAACAAAACGGGCUUUGUGCCGUCCAACUAUGUGGAGAGGAAGAACAGUGCCAGGAAGGCUUCCAUUGUCAAGAACCUCAAGGACACACUAGGAAUCGGGAAGGUGAAGAGCAGGAAGGGAGGCAUGAGGGACACGGCCUCCAACGUGGACGCCGACGUGUACGCAGACAACGGCGAGCGGCUGUACGACCUGAACCUGCCCGCCCUGGUCAAGUUCAGCUACACGGCAGAGCGUGAGGACGAGCUCUCCUUGGUCAAAGGCACCCGGGUGGUGGUGAUGGAGAAGUGCAGCGACGGCUGGUGGCGCGGCAGCCACAAUGGACGCUCCGGCUGGUUCCCGUCCAACUACGUGACGGAGGACGUAGACGGGACGGCGGGGGGAGGGGGCUUGGGGGACCCGUCGGGGUCCCUCUCGGAGAAGCUGGCAGCGGUGGUGAACAGCACGGCCAACGGGAACCGGGUCUUACACACGGUGCAGGCGCUCUACCCCUUCAGCUCGGACAACGACGAGGAGCUGAACUUUGAGAAGGGCGAGGUGAUGGAGGUGGUGGAGAAGCCCGAGAACGACCCCGAGUGGUGGAAAUGCCGCAAGGCCGACGGCCAACUUGGCCUGGUGCCCAAGAACUACGUGACGGUGCUGGACUCGGGCUCCCACAAAACCACGGCGGGGCCCGCCGGCCCGCCCACGCCCGACUGUGACUACAUUUCGCCGUCCAUCAGCGGGCGAUUCGCGGGCAAGGAGUGGUACUACGGUAAGGUGACGCGCCACCAGGCGGAGGUGGCACUCAACCAGCGAGGCACCGAGGGAGACUUCCUCAUUCGAGACAGCGAGUCAUCGCCAAACGACUUCUCCAUCUCGCUGAAGGCGCAGAGCAAGAACAAGCAUUUCAAGGUGCAGCUGAAGGAGAGCCUCUACUGCAUCGGACAGCGCAAGUUCAACUCCAUGGAGGAGCUUGUGGAACACUACAAAAAAGCGCCUAUCUUCACCAGUGAGCAGGGCGACAAACUCUAUCUGGUCAAGGCCCUGUCCGCCUCCUGAUCCCCCCCCCCCACAAACACACACACACACACACACACACACACAAACAGAGACCGGAACACACACUGACAUCAAGACUGAAGGCUUGACACGUCAUCAGGACUUUGUAGGCCUGGUUGAGCAUUCCAAGAGGAGGACGGACGGGAAAAAAGGCGCGAAAGGAGGAAGAAUGUUGGGAGUGUUGGGAGACACAAAAAAAAAAAAAAAAAGACUAAGGACUCCUGAGAGCAGACGAUGGACCUCUUGGCCACUUAUUUAUGAUGUGAUCCAGAUGUUUUCGCUGGCAGUCGUAUAUUUCCACCUCCAUAGCUUAGUCGCAUUUAGUUUGUCGCAAACGUAUAUAUAAUCUUUUUAACUGUUACUUUUUAAAAUGUGACUUUUAUUUUAACGAUAGAGCAAGCCCCUCCGGUAUGAAGCCCCCGGAUUUAGAUCUGAAGGUGUUAACAUCUGCUAGUGAAGCGACCAAAAUAUAUUUAUUGAUUCUCUUGGUUGUGCAAAUAAUGGACAGCUUUUGUUUUUAAUUUUUUUGCUGUAUUUUUUGAGGGGGAUCCCAGAAACUUCAAAGCCACAACUGAUCUGAAUACUUUUUUUGGGGGGCUUUUGCAUUAUAUUUAUUUCAUCCUUAAAAGGAGACUUGUGCUUUUUUUUUUUUUGCCAAAUUUCUAUGCAGCUCUGGAAAUGGGUCUGGUGGGAAAGCCUGAGGGGGGGGUCGUCAAAACAUUCGUCAUCUCAGCAGAGCCGCGGGCUAAACUGAGUCCCAAAGAUGAUGUCACUGCGCUAAAUUAGCAUGGCUGCAGGGGAACCAAGUAGGGGAGGUCACUAGAUGUGCUUGCUUGGCUGUACGUUACAAGUGGGAGAGUCCAUCUGCUGGAAGUGUGGGAGUGUGCUGUUAUUUGUCUCAUUGAAAGUGUCGUGUCGUAAUCCAGAUUGAGUGCUGCGCAUCUGUGUUUCUUUGGAUGAUGAUUUGUCCAUCUGGUUAAGGAGGAAGAGGGGGCGGAAAGAGGAGCCAAGGAAGAGGAGAACGACGUCCCGUGUAGUAGCGCAUCUGGAAUUCUGCUCGGGCAGGGAGAAGGGGAGACUAUCUCUGUGUUCUCCAGGUGAGCGAUGACUCGCUAAAGAGCCCAGUCCAUUCCCGCUUUUAGAUUUAUGAUGAGCUGAUCUGGCUCACAUUCCAGGAUGAAACAUCCGGAAGGUUUUUAUCCAGUAAACGCCUUUUUCUCCCUGCAAAAAUCUAAUUUUUCACAGGACUCACGUUACAUUGCCCCGUUAUUAUGAAUGACUCUUACAUCAUUGUGACACUGCAGAGUCUUUUGAACACAUUGGAGGAUUUGGGAGAUUUUUUUUUUUUUUUUGUAAUGUGCCUUCACAGCUUUCUGUCAACCAAAGUUUUGUUUUAUUUGUUUUUGGCGGUCUACCGUGUUCACUAGUAAUGCUGCGUGACAUUUGUUUUUUAAGCAGGGGUGAGGAACAUAAUGGCCUUAGGGUCAUAUGUGGCCAACCAAAGUCUGAGCAUUUUACUUAGCUGGCCAGUCAAUUUUACAAACAAAUAAACCAGUUUAACCCCAAAUAUGCCUCAUUUUUUCCCCUCCUAAUAUGUCAUGCAUAUGAUCCAUGGAGGACUUAAUUAAGGUUCUCUACCUCUGCUUUAAAGCUUUGCAUGUUGCAUGGGAUGAGUUAAUGGAUGCUCGUCCUUGACUUAUCCCCCCCCCCCCCCUUGCAUAAAAUGCCUGUUGUGUAGUUUUCAAGUGUCCUUACAUUGCAAACCUGAAGUGAAUGCCUACAUGUACAGUUGAGAGGACGUACAGAUGUGAUGUAAUCACGGCCGGAGCACCUCAAGUGUUUGAACGUUUCAUUCAAUUUUUAUGUUUAUUUGUUUUUACAGUGUAACCACAUACAAUAGAUGACCUGUAAAAGUCUCAUGUAAAUGUUGGUUGUUCAAAUACAAGGAUGACAGAAUCUGCCAACGUUUGAGAUUUGAAUAUAACAGAUGUAGCUUUUGUCUCUGCACCAAUGGAGACGGCAUGAGCAGCUGUAAAGAACAAAAGUUUGCUUAAAAAACAUCGGUAGCCACUUGAGACAAAUGUUCUAAACAAGUGACCCGUGUUAACGUUGGUGCUUUUGUGCUGCUUACAUUUUAUUUUAUUUUCCCCCUCUUCCUGUGCGCCAGAGUGAAGCAAACACAUCUAUGCUGAUGUGGAAUAGUAUAAAAAGCAGUGCUGUGAAAUUUAUUGUCAAUUGUCAUGCUCUUUAAAUGCUGUUUUUAACGGAGGGGAGAUCGUCUUCAAGUGUUUAUUACUUAGAAGAGUUUAUUAAUGUUUCAAAGACGUAAUAAACAUAAAACUAA